CAAUGGGUGAAUUCACCAAUAUAAUCACUGUAAUUCUUCUCAUCACUCCAUUUAUUCUAUGUGGAGAGUACGAUUUUACAGUCGAAGUUCCUGCCGGAAAAUUCCAGUGCUUUUUUCAACCUGUGGAUCUUGCAAAACACAAAACCCUCGAAGUUGAUUAUCAGGUAAUCGACGGUGGUGACUUAAAUAUCAAUUUCAUGAUACUUCACGGGGCGAACAUUCUGAAGCAGGACCAGCUGAAAGUCGACGGAUCCCAUCGAAUUGAACUGAAUCAACCAGGAGAUUAUCAAGUCUGCUUCGAUAAUUCAUUCAGUUAUCAAUCUCGAAAAGUUGUAUUUUUCGAGAUAUUUUUGUUUGAUGCACAUGGCAACCUCGACGAAGCCGAUUUAUCUGCAAUGGCACGUACUGAUUCUGAUCUUUCUGCAAAAAUGAAUGAACUUGGAGUUACCAUUGAUGAAUUCCAUCGACGAGCAAAUGGAAUCAAGAAUAACCUAAACAAAGUGGAAUAUCAUCAAGCUCUUCUCAGAGCUCAUGAAGCCCGAGAUCGCGCAGUCAUGAGCGCAAAUUUUGAUCGUGUCACAUUCUGGAGCGUCGUUCACACUCUCGUGAUGGUCGGUGUCGCCGGAGUUCAAGUCUUCAUGAUUCGAUCCCUUUUCGAAGAAAACUCAAAAAUUGGAAAAGUUCUCCGAAAAGGAAAAUUUGAUUAAAUUUUCCCAAUUUUGUAGUAUCUAUUGUUAUUUAUCACCGAUGUUUUGUUCCCCUCCGAAUCCCUUUUCUAAGUCAUAAUUUUAACUCAAAUAAUAAUGUGCAUAAUUUAUCAAGUUAUGGGUUUGUUUUUAUCUAUUUUCCAGAUUUUUUGUUGGGCGCUUGAUUAUAUUCAUUGCAAUCGAUUUUUUGUUAUCAAGUAUGUUUUUCUCGUUACCAUAUGAAACAUUUUGAU
Messenger RNA from Caenorhabditis elegans, 940 nucleotides. It is a transcript of the gene tmed-1, whose product is annotated as GOLD domain-containing protein. The record is from RefSeq and is marked reviewed. The transcript has 3 exons. Lineage: Eukaryota; Metazoa; Nematoda; Chromadorea; Rhabditida; Rhabditidae. The coding region runs from base 3 to 707 and encodes 234 amino acids. Gene Ontology annotation, cellular component: membrane.